This is a messenger RNA of Durotheca rogersii, 428 nucleotides long. RefSeq lists its product as uncharacterized. The record is from RefSeq and is a predicted model, not a curated record. NCBI's taxonomy places the organism in Eukaryota, Fungi, Ascomycota, Sordariomycetes, Xylariales, Xylariaceae. The coding region runs from base 89 to 337 and encodes 82 amino acids. The transcript has 2 exons.
GGACAGCUUGAUAUUGGCAGGGAAAAGGGGUUCGUGUUACCUACCGCAUACGCAUAGCAGCACCGAGUUGCUCUGGGUACCAACACCAAUGGCGUUGUUGGCGCUAUCGAGGACGUUGUUGUUGGCUUCGAGAGCACGACCGUGCCAUGCUGGUAGGCGUUUUGCAUCACGUCGCACUACUAAGUACCUGACCGUGUUGUCGGGUCGCUUAGGAGCGCCUAGUUGGAGUACCACCGAAUGCGAGACUAAAUCCUCGAGAGGAAACCGCCUCACCUCAGAUGCUACGUCAGAUGAAAAAGAAGAAGAAAAGAAAAACAGAGGGACCACUCGCUGUUGAGCUGUUGGGGUAGAGCUGUUUCGUUCUCGGCCUCUGUGCUGAGCAUCUCUCUCCUGUCAAAGGUAGGUCAAAACAAGCGCGGACAGGGCUG